This is a messenger RNA of Erinaceus europaeus (western European hedgehog), 1978 nucleotides long. RefSeq names its product aprataxin and PNKP like factor (gene APLF). Gene Ontology annotation, molecular function: DNA-(apurinic or apyrimidinic site) endonuclease activity; 3'-5' exonuclease activity; metal ion binding. The record is from RefSeq and is a predicted model, not a curated record. Gene Ontology annotation, cellular component: site of double-strand break; nucleus. Gene Ontology annotation, biological process: double-strand break repair. The transcript is spliced from 10 exons. NCBI's taxonomy places the organism in Eukaryota, Metazoa, Chordata, Mammalia, Eulipotyphla, Erinaceidae. The coding region runs from base 179 to 1702 and encodes 507 amino acids.
UGCUUGGGCUACAAGAGUCUAGAACAGUCUAGAAGACUUAAAAAAAAAAAAAAAAUCUCCCUCUUCCCGGGUUUACUGGAACCCUGUAGAGCUCCUCCCUUCCGCCUCCCCCACACUGAGAAAAGCAGAAACGGCCGUGGGGGCUGUCUCCUGUCGAAGGGAGCUUGUCCUUUCCGCCAUGUCAGGGGCCUUCGAGCUGCAGCCUCUGGAUGGUGGUCCCCGGCUGGCCCUGGCGCCCGGGGAGACAGUGAUCGGCCGCGGCCCUCUGCUGGGAAUAACAGACAAGAAAGUGUCCAGAAGACAUGCCAUUCUUGAAGUGGUGGGUGGUCAGCUUAGAAUCAAACCGAUACACACAAAUCCAUGUUUUUACCAAUCUUCUGAGAAGAGCCAGCUCUUACCAUUGAGAACAGAUCUGUGGCACUGGUUGAAGCCAGGAGAUAGUUUUUCUUUGUCACCUGACAAAUACAUUUUCCGUGUUUACUCUACACACCCUGAAGUGGAGUUGGAAUGUACGUUAAGAAACAGCCAAAUGUUUGAUGAAGAUAGUACACUGAAUGAAACACCAGUAUCUUCCUUGAUGAACUUACCUGAUGUGGUAACUGGUACUUCACAGCUGGAAAGAAGAUUAGCCAUGACAAAGACUCAGACUUCUACUCCUAAUUGUGUGUUUUCCUUAGGUGAAUGUAGAGAAUUCAGUAAACAGCAGUCAAAUCCUACCCAGAGGAAAAGAAUUCUUCCAGCAUGGAUGUUAACAGAAAAUUCAAGUGGCCAAACUUAUUCAGCAUCAAUCAUCAGUGGAGAUAAUAAUGUAAUUCAGGGAAGUGGGAAAGAGGCAACCUACAAAGAUACACCCCCACCAGGAAACAUAACACUGCAAGGAAAAAAGCGAUUAAUUUCUGCCAGAAGUUCAGAAAGCAUACCAGCAGAGCAAGACCCAGGGAAGAAAUGCAGAAAUGCUGACCAGGGAGAGUCUAUUAUUUCAUCCAAGGAAGUAUCACAGUGUUCAACAAUAAAUAACACAGAGGUAAAUAAUGUAAAGAUUGAUCCACAAAGAAACAUAAUUCCAGUAGAAGAACUUGGUGAAGUUUCUGAACAGAAAGCCACCACACAGCAUAAAGAAAACAACGCAACAAACUAUUUGGAAAGUUCUUUGUGUACUCCAGGCAGGUUAUUCAGUGAGUCUCAAGGAUCUCAUCCUGAGUCUAGCUCUGAUCCCUCCAACCCUGCAACUUUGUGUGCAAAGGCAACUGAUUCAGAUUUACAGGUUUCUGAGGAAAACAAGGUUAAAAGAACAUCCUGCAUGUAUGGUGCAAACUGCUACAGGAAGAAUCCUGUCCAUUUCCAGCAUUUUAGUCACCCUGGUGAUAGUGAUUAUGGAAGUGAACAAGCUAUGUGUCAAGAUGAGGCUGAUGAACGACCUUUAUGUCCUUAUGGAGCAUCUUGUUACAGGAAGAAUCCACAGCACAAGAUAGAAUAUAGACAUGUUACAAUUCCAAUGAGAAGCAUUUCAGAUGAUGACAGUGAUAAUGUUGGACAACCCAAUCAGUAUGACCUGAAUGACAGCUUUGUGGAUGAUGAUGAAGAAGAAUUUGAGCCAACAGAUGAAGAUUCUGAUUGGGAACCUGGAAAGGAAGACCUAGACAUGGAAGAUAUGGAAGAGCUAAUGAAAGAAGCAAAAACAUUUAUGAAAAGAAAAAAGUGACACUUCUCUACAAUAAUUUAUAGUUUAUAUGGAAAAAUUCAAGAACUACAUAGGUACUUAAAUGAUAAUUGGUUUCCUUUUUUAAUAUAUAUACCAGAGCACUGCUCAGUUUUGGCUUAUGGUGGUUUGGAGGAUUGAACCUGGGACUUUGGAACACCAGGCAUGAUAAUAUAUUUUUCAUAACCAUUAUGCUAUCUACCCCCACCCUGGUUUCCCUUUGUUAUAGUUAUGGCUUCAUUAUUGACUGUAAAUAAAACAUUGAAACAUCAACCUUCA